This is a messenger RNA of Cucurbita moschata (crookneck pumpkin), 1773 nucleotides long. RefSeq names its product leucine-rich repeat extensin-like protein 3. Bases 812 to 1369 code for a protein of 185 amino acids. The transcript has a single exon. Lineage: Eukaryota; Viridiplantae; Streptophyta; Magnoliopsida; Cucurbitales; Cucurbitaceae. The record is from RefSeq and is a predicted model, not a curated record.
CAGGCUGGAAAGGAAACAGAUUCUUAGGAACCCUAAUCAAUCACUCCAUGAAUCACACGAAGGAAUGAAGCCCCCUAAAAUAGGUUCGACUGUUGAAGUCCGCGUAAGCUCUCUCUCUUCCCCGCCUUCAACCCCAUCUUAUUUUGCCUCCUUUUUUCUCUCUCCCUCCCCCUCCCCCUCACAAGGUGAGACACAGAGAGAGAGAGAGAGAGAGACGCGCACACACACACACACACACACACACACAGAUCGGACGAAGAACAAAAGAAACACACCACUGUGACUCAGUCAAUCCCACACUGGACUUGAACACCUCCUUUUCCUUCUCUCUCUCCACUCUCAACCACCAAUUCCCCCUUCUUAUGCUCUCCUUUUCCCCCUUUCUUCAAUCCCCCACCCCUUCAGGAACCCCCCAGAUUCCAGGCCCUCCCAAUGGCCAUCUGCAGAUGAUUUUCUCCCUUCCUUAAUCCUUCCGUCUGCAGAUUUUGCUUUGGGGGAUCCAUUUCAUGUUCUUAUGGAUGCCGAUUUUGGGGUACGUAUAUCCUGAUUUCCAUCGCUCUUCUCAUUUUCUCUCAAACCCUAGUGCCCCUCCAAUCUGCCUCCCAAUCUUGGUGGGUGUUCACGAUUUUUGGGUUCCCAGGCUUCCAACGCCAAUUUUAGCGGUUGGAAACCAAACCCUUUUGCCGAAUCACGGACAAAUUUGGGCCUUGUUUUCAAUUUCAGGAGUUUCGGGUAAAGCCCCAGAUGCGAGGGAGGUCUGGAAAUUUUAAUUUCAAUCCUGCUUUUCUUUGAUUCAUUGCUGUUCAAUGCAAUGGAACGCCCAUUCUCUACGUUGAUCUUCGUCAUUUCGGGGUUUGCUUUCAGUAUUUUAUCGCUUCUUGUUGAGUCUCAGGCUCGAGAUGGAGCCAUUCCCUCUUCCUCGCCGCCUCCGCCUCCGCCUCCUCCAUCUCCACCACCUCCAUCUCCGCCACCGCCACCACCACCGCCACCACCGCUAUCACCACCGCAAUCACCACCGCCCCCGUCCCCGUCCCCAAACUUCGUCCCGCCUCCACCGCCUGCAUCUUCAUCUCCACCUCCGCCAAUAUUUCCCCCACCGCCUUCUCUGCCGAGUCUCCAGCAUCGUUCUACUCCGCCGCCGCCGCCUAUUCCUGCAUCCUCCGACGCGAAUAAAAAACCACCCGAAGUGAGUCGGAAUAACAACUCCCACAAUAUUGAAGGGUCGAAGAGAAGUCUCAAUAUGGGGAAGAAAGUAGGGCUAUUCUUUGUUGGUAUUGCGGCAGUACUUCAAAUCUGCGUGGUGGGAUUUUUGGUAUUCAAGAGACGGCAGCUCCUAAGAUUCAAGGACCGGUACGAUGGUUUUUCUUGAAUCAAUUGGCAACCGUUUCCUUCGUCUUACAUCAGAGGCAAGGACUUUAGGAGUAUGGUUGAGGAUAUCACGACCAUCGAGCUAACUGAAUUGAAUCACUGCUAAAGAAAAAAAAAAAAAAAGGGCAACAAUUAGGUAAAUUUUCUUGACUUUGGGGUUGGGAAGAUGCACAAAACAUGUUCUUGAGAUGCUGCAGAAAAGAAAAUGAAACAGAGGAGGCAGCAGGCGGAUAAUGAGGGGCAAGCAUCUUCUCUUAGGGUCUCCUCAGGUGUUGUGUAAAAAUGGGUACAUGAUAUGAUGAUUGGUUGAGUUUUUUCUUCUUGUGAUUUUUGAAUUCUUGUUCAUUCUUUUGUCCAAUGCUGAUUAUACAGUUUGUUAAUUCAGAAGAAACCGCUUGAUAUACA